AUGAGAUAUGAUUGGUGGUGGGUUAAAGAUAAGAAGCGAAAAGGGAAAAGGGCAAAUGGUGGUGGUGGAGGCGGAAACGCAAUCUUAGCCACAGCAGGAGACCCUGAUAUUCUAAAAGAUUUUUCAGUGCCUCCAAGUCUUGAUCCUAGCACCAUAACAAGGCAAUAUUUCACUUUCACAGGCUUCAGGCCUCUCAGGAAUGCAAAUUUAACAGGAAAAACGACAGCUCUAAUAACCAAAGCGACAAUGAAAGAAUUUCCUGCCUUGGAAGGCCAAGGAGUUUCAGUUUCAUCAAUAAUAUACCCUCCUUCUGGAAUGAACCUUCCACAUAUUCAUCCAAGAGCAUCUGAGCUGCUAAUAGUACUUCUUGGGAGUUUAGAAGUUGGGUUUGUUGAUACGACAAAUAAGCUGUUUACACAAACACUUGUGGCUCCUGACAUGUUUAUUUUUCCAAAAGGACUGGUUCAUUUUCAGGUUAAUGUAAGAAGUGAUUCUCCUUCUAUUGCUCUUGGAGUUUUUGGUAGUGCUAGUGCUGGAACUGUUUCUUUGCCCAGUUCUUUAUUUGGAAGUGGAAUCAGAGCAGAAAUUCUUGCCAAGGCUUUUAAAACUGAUGAGGAGACCAUAAGCAAGCUAAUUGAGGCAAACAAGUAG
Messenger RNA from Jatropha curcas, 651 nucleotides. RefSeq names its product putative germin-like protein 9-2. The record is from RefSeq and is a predicted model, not a curated record. NCBI's taxonomy places the organism in Eukaryota, Viridiplantae, Streptophyta, Magnoliopsida, Malpighiales, Euphorbiaceae. Gene Ontology annotation, molecular function: manganese ion binding.